Messenger RNA from Trypanosoma grayi, 246 nucleotides. RefSeq lists its product as hypothetical. The record is from RefSeq and is a predicted model, not a curated record. The coding region runs from base 1 to 246 and encodes 81 amino acids. The transcript has a single exon. Lineage: Eukaryota; Euglenozoa; Kinetoplastea; Trypanosomatida; Trypanosomatidae.
AUGAUCGUCAGGUCUAUGACUCUCUCACUUGUACAGGUAAAAGUACCGAUGAAAAGUGUAAGCCUCGCGAGGUUCCUGAGACUUGCAAGGAGAAAGAGAAGGCUGGUUGUCAAGGCUCCGAGGGAACUGGUGGAAGUGAGUCUUGCCCUGGUGGUAAGACUGGCAGCUGCCAGGUUGACGCGAGUAUGGAACGAGAGCCUAAACGUGAUAUCACAGAUGGUAAUGGGUCUGACACUAAUGGUGUAG